AUAAUUGUGUGAUCUAUCCUACCUCUUUAUCUUCGUUUGUAGCGUGCACCCUUGAUAUAUCAGAAAUAUGGGGGUAACAUGGCCUCCCUGCUUAGUUGUUUAUGUUCUGAGCAUCAUCAGCUUGACGCUAAACGCAGGAGUGCAGCACACAAAUGCUGCACUAUCAGAAGAGACACUGAAACUGAUAGCCGAGGCCAACGCGAAUGGCCCUUAUUUAGGCUUGGUCAUUCCUAAUUCUUUCGAAAUGGAUCCUCUCCUUCAAUCUCCCAACUUCACUUCUUCUAACUUGAUUAUAGAUUUUUCCGGAAGAAGAUUUCGGUUUGGAACCAUAGCUGGAAAACAGGUCGUAUUAGUCAUGACAGGACUCGCCAUGAUUAAUGCAGGAAUAACCACUCAGCUCUUGCUAAGCCUAUUCGAUAUAGAAGGAGUGGUGCAUUAUGGCAUAGCAGGCAAUGCAAACCCAGAUCUCCAUCUUGCAGAUGUGGUCAUUCCUCAGUUUUCGGCGCAUACUGCUCUUUGGAACUGGCAGAGAUAUGGAAAUGGACCAGAAGAUGAGCUGCCCCUUGAAUCACAAGGAGACUACACCAGAGACAUUGGCUACUUAAAAUUUGCAAAUUUUACAGUCAAUGUGACAGAUGGAACCUCAUACGACAACCUAUUGAACAAUAUUUGGUAUCAACCGGAGGAAAUCUUCCCCGUCGAUGGAACUCCAGAACAAAGAGAGCAUGCUUUCUGGGUCGAGGUUGAUCCAUUCUACUAUGAAAUUUCCCAAAAGCUAGAGGACAUGGAACUUGAAGGUUGCCUAAACACGACAACAUGUUUGUCACAUACACCAAGAGUGGCAAGAGUCCAAAGGGGAACAAGUGCAAGCAUUUACCUAGACAAUGCUGCAUACCGAGACUUCAUAUAUGAUAAGUUCAACAUAACUCCGGUGGAUAUGGAAAGUGCUUCUGUUGCUUUAAUAUGUCUUCAGCAAAAGGUGCCGUUCAUCGUCAUCAGAUCGCUUUCUGACUUGGCCGGCGGUGGCUCUGCGGAUUCAAAUGAGGCUGACACUUUCAUCACUCUUGCUUCCAACAAUUCAGUCACCGUUCUUUUGGAAUUUGUCAAACACUUAUCUGCUGCUACUAUCUCACUGAGCAGCAUCGAUGUCGAUGCUUAUCACAUAGAUGGUGCAAUAUCUGCAAAAACACAGAAGUUGAUCAAUAAGGCCAACAAGAAAGGCCCUUACUUAGGAUUGGUCAUUCCGAAUACUUUCGAAAUGAACCCUCUUCUUGAGUCUUCAAACUUCACCUCUACUAACUUGACUAUAGACUUUUCUGGAAGGAGAUUCCGGUUUGGAAUGAUUGCUGAAAAGAAAGUCUUGUUAGUGAUGACAGGAAUGGGAAUGAUUAAUGCAGGUAUAACAACUCAGCUUUUGUUGAGCGUGUUCAAUAUAGAAGGAGUGGUACAUUAUGGGAUAGCCGGUAAUGCAAACCCAGACUUCAAUAUUGCAGAUGUGGUCAUUCCUCAGUUUUGGUCCCAUUCUGGUCUUUGGAACUGGCAGAAAUAUGGAGACGGGCCUGAAGAUGAACUACCCCUUGAAUCAAUAGGAGACUUCACCAGAGACAUUGGAUAUUUGAGGUUUGCAAAUUACACAGUGAAUGUAACCGGUGGAAGCUCAUAUGACAACUUGUUAAACUAUAUCUGGUUUCAAGAAGAGGAAAUUUUCCCCGUCAACGGAACUCCAGAAGAAAGAGAGCGUGCUUUCUGGGUCGAGGUUGAUCCCACCUACUAUGAAAUCGCCAAAAAACUCGAGGGCCUAACACUUGAAAGCUGCAUAAACUCAACGACGUGUUUGUCCGAAACACCAAAAGUGGCAAGAGUCCAAAGGGGAACUAGUGCAAGCAUAUACCUAUACAAUGCUGCUUACCGGAACUUCAUAUAUGAUAAAUUCAACGUAACUCCGGUGGACAUGGAAAGUGCUUCUAUUGCCUUGAUUUGUCUUCAACAGAAUGUGCCUUUUAUAACCAUUAGGGCUCUCUCAGACUUGGCCGGCGGUGGCUCCUCCGUUACGGACGACGCUGAUACUUUCUUCGAUCUUGCCGCAAAUAAUUCGGUUAUAGUUCUCUUGGAAUUCAUCAAAGAGUUAUCAGCUUCUACUCUAUCUAAGAGCACCAUCCACGUAUUGUAG
Fragaria vesca subsp. vesca is the source of this 2170-nucleotide messenger RNA. RefSeq lists its product as uncharacterized. The record is from RefSeq and is a predicted model, not a curated record. Gene Ontology annotation, molecular function: catalytic activity. The transcript has 10 exons. Bases 68 to 2170 code for a protein of 700 amino acids. NCBI's taxonomy places the organism in Eukaryota, Viridiplantae, Streptophyta, Magnoliopsida, Rosales, Rosaceae. Gene Ontology annotation, biological process: nucleoside metabolic process.